ACAUCGUUUCUUGGCAAACAGUCAGUUGUUUUGUAGCGUUGGCGUAGGGCAGAUAGCGGUAGAAUUUCAUAUACCUACUUCGAUUGUCGGGCCAUGCUCCAUAGUCAGGCCAGUUGCAGUUCGGUAGUGGAAAUUUUUUCGCUGUUGACAAUGUGAAAUUCGUUUAUUUGUGUAGUUUUGAUUAUUUUUUCGUCUAGUUUUGCUUUUACUUACUUUUGAACUUUUGGAUUAAUGGUAUUUUUUUUUAUUAGGAAUUUCUAUGUUGCAGUACAAUAAGAAGAAUAUCAGAUAGAUAUGAAACAAUUUUUUAUGAGUUUGAACAAAGUCCAAGAAUUGCAAAGCUUCCAAAUUAUAUUCGUGGUCCAAAAACAAACCCGUAGAAGACUCCGGUAACAACAGCAACUAAACUAAAACAAACAAAAAUAGAUCAAGCAACUGUAGAAUAAACGUUUUAUAUGAUAAAUUUGAUCAAGGUUAGGAUUUGUUCAAAAGAUAGAAGCAACCACUUAAAAACGGCUUCCUUAAAGCUAUCAGUAGACAAAGAUAACCUCCAUUUAAAAUUGUUCAAAACACCCGUUAAGGAUUUCAAAGUACAUUGGCGGUGGUUCACCAGUGACAUCAUUUCUCUUUCAAGGAAGAAGAAUAAAAGCAUAAUUGGUAAAGCAUCAGGGGUGGCGGUAACAUUAAAGGGGUGGUGGCGCGAUGUGGGGCUCUGCCCCCGGGCGGCCCCUUCCCCUACGCUAGGCACGAAUCCCACCCGGAACAGAUCUAUCAUCAGAAGGGGGUCUCUACGAUCGAUGGGACAAUCUUUCAGUAUGUGCAAAUUCAACUGCAGGCAUAAGAAAGGUUUACAAUUGCGCAACACUGGCGACGACACUCGAAUGCCGGUAGAUGGCUCCACUACAGGGUCGGAUUCAGCUAGUAGGCUUCCGAGGCACCAUCACAACAUUUAUGGACAUCCUUAUGAUCCGGAGUAUACUCAAAUGGAAUCAUGGCUGGAUGAGCAUCCAGAUUUUGUUAAUGAUUAUUUCCUGAGAAAAGCCACACGACAAUUAGUGGAACAAUGGCAAGUGUCGCAUGCCACUCCUACCUCAUCCAACGUGGAGUUAGCCUCACCAACGCACAACAACCCGUCAAGAGCAAGUUCGGGUGCUACAACACCCGUGCGAAAAAUAUCUGCGCACGAAUUCGAACGCAGCGGUCUGCUGAAGCCUAUGAUAAAUACCAUUGAUGGCCAACCCACGUUCUUAACCAGCGAAAACCAAACACCAGCAGGAACAGGUAGUCCUACGCCUGGACGGCGGCAGAGGAGGUCGCGGCACGAAUUAAGGCAGAUGGACGAGAAAGAUUUAAUUUUUGAGUUGGUGAAAGAUAUAUGCAACGAACUGGAGAUCAGGUCCUUGUGCCACAAGAUCCUUCAAAACGUAUGCAUGCUUCUGAACGCCGACCGUGGUUCUCUCUUUCUGGUGGAAGGCGACAAAACCAGUUGUCAAGUAGACUCGGGCCAUUACCGAGACCGUUGUCUAGUUUCUAAACUGUUCGAUGUCUGCUCCAAAAGUACCCUUGUAGAUAUAGAAAAAAAGGAGGAAAUUAAAAUUCCUCUUGGUACGGGUAUUGUGGGGUACGUGGCGCAGAGUGGAGAACCUGUAAAUAUUCCAGAUGCCUACCAGGACAAAAGGUUUAACCAGGAAGUUGAUAACCGAACGGGGUAUAGAACGAAAUCUUUAUUAUGUAUGCCCAUUAAGGACACCAAUGGUGAUGUGAUAGGAGUAGCACAAGUUAUAAAUAAAGUCGGUGAACAACCCUUCACUAAAACCGACGAAGAAGUAUUUUCAAAGUAUCUACAGUUUUGUGGUAUCGGGCUCAGAAACGCACACCUUUAUGAAAAGUCACAAUUAGAGAUAAAACGGAACCAAGUGCUUUUGGAUUUGGCUAGAAUGAUAUUUCAAGAGCAAUCAACGUUAGAGCACGUCGUGUAUAGGAUUUUACUUCACGCACAAAGUCUUAUUCAAUGUCAGAGAGUACAGAUCCUUCUAACGCACCAAGACUCAUCAGCUAGCUUCUCGAGAGUAUUUGAUUUCGAAGAAAAUGACAUUAACAUUAUCGAGGCCGGAGAGAGCAGAACUAGUCCACUGGAAGGCAGAUUUCCGAUCAAUUUAGGAAUAACAGGCCAUGUCGCAACUACAGGGGAAACCGUAAACCUCACGAAUGUCUACGACGACUCCCGCUUCGACCCAGAGGCCGACGAAGGUACAAACUUCAAGCACAAAACCGUCCUAUGCAUGCCGAUCAAAAACUCCAAAAACAAAAUCAUCGGCGUUAUACAGUUAAUAAACAAGUUUAAUGAUCUCCCUUUUACACAAAAUGACGAAAAUUUCGUCGAAGCGUUCUCUAUUUUCUGCGGAAUGGGCAUCCACAAUACGAGGAUGUACGAAGCAGCUACGACAGCCGUCGCGAAACAGAAAGUUAUUUUGGAUGUGCUGUCUUAUCACGCCACUGCUAGUAUUGAAGAGGCCCAAAGAUUAAGGAUACCUGAGAGGUUGGCAGGGCAUGUAAAACCAAAGAAGAAUCAUUGUGGAAUUGCAAAAGGAAUGUUGAAAACAAAAAUGGAUUUACGGGUACCAUCGAAUGUUAAGUUUAGACUUCUGGACUUCGCCUUUGAUGACAUUCGCAUGAGUGAUGAUGAAACUUUGACUGCCUGUUUACGCAUGUUCUUGGAUCUUAGUUUGGUAGAAACGUUCCACAUAGAUUUUGAUGUAUUAUGUAGAUGGCUAUUGUCAGUUAAGAAAAACUACCGAGAUGUAACUUACCAUAACUGGAGGCACGCCUUCAACGUAGGUCAGAUGAUGUAUUCAAUAUUGCACGCAACAAGGUGGUGGGAAUAUUUGGGAUCCAUUGAAUGCCUUGCGUUGAUGAUCGCUUGUCUCUGUCAUGAUUUAGACCAUCGGGGAACAAAUAAUUCCUUUCAAAUGAAGAUUCAUUCGCCUAUAGCCCAGCUAUAUUCCACCUCUACCAUGGAACACCACCAUUUUGACCAAUGUCUAAUGAUUCUAAAUUCUCUCCAACUUCUUUCAAAUCUAACACCAGAACAGCAUUCUAGAGUUAUCAGGGUAUUAGAAGAUGCCAUAUUAGCUACGGAUUUGGCGGUCUAUUUUAAGAAACGUGUUGACUUUUUUAAGAUAGCUAGUGAUGGUCUGAACUGGAAGAGAGAGGAUCAUAAGGAAUCCGUGAGGGGUAUGUUAAUGACAGUCUGUGAUUUAGCGGCCAUAACCAAACCGUGGGAAGUCGAAAAGAGGAUAGCGGAGUUAGUGAGCGCCGAAUUUUUUGAACAAGGCGAUCUCGAGAGGGAAAAGUUGAACGUUACGCCAAUGGACAUAAUGGAUAGGACAAAAGCUGAACAAUUACCUAUGAUGCAGAUCAACUUUAUUGAUUCAAUAUGUCUGCCAAUAUAUGAGGCCUUUGCUGAUCUUUCAGAUAGUCUGCAUCCCUUACUCGAUGGCGUUAAACAAAACAGAACGCAUUGGCUCGAAGAGGCACAACGAGCUCAUUUGGUUCCUGAGAUAAACGAACGCCAAGAGAAAGACGACAAUGACAAUUUGUCAAAGUCCAGUAGCAGUUCCGAUCAAAAGCAAAGUCCGCGAGAGAAGAACUUUCAAAAAAUUACCAAUUAGUAUAAAGAAUUUAAAAGUUGUAUAUAUUUAUUGACAAAGAUUAUUUAUUAAAAUAUUUUUAAUGUGAAGACUUAACAGACCACGAGGUUUUAUAUUAUGGCUAAUUAUAUAUUUAUUAAAUAAAUAAAUUAAAUUG
Molecule: messenger RNA, 3807 nt
Organism: Diabrotica balteata
Lineage: Eukaryota; Metazoa; Arthropoda; Insecta; Coleoptera; Chrysomelidae
Source: the annotation of a GenBank genome assembly